UCACUAAUAUUUAGAACUAGAAAGAAAGAAAAAGUUGAAUUGAAUGGAUAAAUCUAUUUCACAAUAUAGUAAUGCUAGUGAAUCAGGUUGGACUCACUACUUAGACCAAUCCUCUAUUUCUGAGAGCUAUGUCCAAAGGAAAAGUGAGAAUGUAGAGUAUGAAGGAAAAAGAACAAGAAUGAAAAAGGAAGAGAAGUUUGAAGAAGAUUCAUCAAUGGUGUCUGAUGCUUCUUCUGGACCUCCACAUUAUGACAAUGAAGAAUACUAUUAUGAAAAUCUGUAUCAUCAUUGUCUUUCUACUACAAACAAAGAAUCCAACAAGAAGAAAAAAGUCAAAGAAUCCAACAAGAAGAAAAAAGUCAAAGAAUGUGACAAAAGUCAACAAUCUUCACAUCUUGAUGACACUGCUAGCUCCCCAUAUUUCAAUUGUCCCAACAAGAGUCAUAAGAAGCAAGACAGUUUCUCUAAGAAUGGAGCAGUGGAGAAUGCAUUCCAAUUUGCAACAAGAAUAAAGUUGAGGGUGAUUAGGUGAUAUUGAUGAAGAAGAAAGAAAAUGGAAGAUUUUAAGGUAACAAUUGUCACUACUAUUGCAUUGUUGUGGGAAGAGACCAGAAGAAUGUCAAAGGAGAAAAACUGUGCAAUCAAAUGUCUGCCAAAAGGAACACUUUUUAUUUCCUUUUCUUUUUUACUUUUAUUUUAUGUUCAGUGCAAUUUAAUGUUUGUCAAAAGAACCUCAGUUGUUAGAUAGAAUUUUCAAUCCAAAAAACUCCCUCCUACCCCCUUCUU
Vicia villosa (hairy vetch) is the source of this 786-nucleotide messenger RNA. RefSeq names its product protein SOB FIVE-LIKE 6-like. The coding region runs from base 44 to 532 and encodes 162 amino acids. The record is from RefSeq and is a predicted model, not a curated record. The transcript has 3 exons. Gene Ontology annotation, biological process: cytokinin biosynthetic process. Lineage: Eukaryota; Viridiplantae; Streptophyta; Magnoliopsida; Fabales; Fabaceae.